Sorghum bicolor (sorghum) is the source of this 504-nucleotide messenger RNA. RefSeq names its product RNA-directed DNA methylation 4. The transcript is spliced from 5 exons. The record is from RefSeq and is a predicted model, not a curated record. NCBI's taxonomy places the organism in Eukaryota, Viridiplantae, Streptophyta, Magnoliopsida, Poales, Poaceae. The annotation marks the transcript as partial.
CUCGCUUUGCACAAAUAUGGAAGAGUAGAAAAUGAGAAAAUAAUGAUGCUGGUGAAUCAUUGAGAGAAAUAUGCCAUCUUUAUGAUGCUGUCCAAGUAGAUCCCUAUGAUGAGAAGCAUCCAGCAGAACCACGAUAAAGGAAUUGAGCUGGAUAUCAUUUCAUUGGCACAAUCAGAAGAUUCUGAAGUUUAUGAUAUCUAUACUGUCAAGGAGGUGGAUGAUACAAACAUGGAGGCCACGUCAGCAGCUUUAUAUCCAAGGUUACAAGUGGACGAUGGAGAAGAUGAAUGCUACGACGAUGACUAUCCGUGUGACAGAGAUGAUUCAAAUGCUGAAGACAAUCCACUUUUUGAUUAUCCCGAUGAAUUGUCUGAGGACGAGGAUGAUGGUAGCAAUGAUGAGGAUAUUUUGGAGAUGAAGAAGGUUCUGGCACUGAGGCAUUGUUUAGAUACACCCAAAAACCCAAAACUUUACAACAUUCCCCAUCACAUCGAAUCUUACGGC